UAUUGAAUGGGGUCAAAUUGAUUAUUUAUUGUUCUUGUCGAUCCCAAACCACAUGACUUAGGGAGCAGUUAAACCUUGGAAAUGGUCAAACCUGCAACGGGACUCUGGCAUUGAAGCUUAACAAAAUAUUUAGUUAGUUUGGUGAGUUCACAACACAGAGCACGUACGCAUGACAAAGCACGUCCUCUCUGAUGAUCUUAUCUCUUCCGGUCCACAUCAUCACAUGGAGACUAUUUGCCUGUAGUCAUUAAGGACAAAGAGGCUGCAGUUUGAUGGAAUUUAGAAGGAAAACUUCAAAAGAAGUGCCAGCAGCCACUUUAAUCUCAUUUAGUGCCACAACUUAAUUACUAUAAUUAUCCUUGAUUGGCUUAAGAAAGACACACCUCUGUCCAAAUGAAUGGCUCCACAACAAGGAUUGUAAAAACCAGCCAUUCUCUUCUCAACACCAAACUGCUUCAGGUCACACAGAACAACACACACCUUCGUCCUCCAUCCUUCUGACUCCAGCUUUACCCUCUACAGCAGAUUAGGAUUGUUGUCGCUGUUGGCUGUUAGCUUCUAGUCUGUCAUGGUGGUUCGGAGGGUGGCAGUGAUCGGUGCAGGACCCUCAGGUCUGACCAGCACCAAAGCGUGCCUGGAAGAAGGUCUGGAGCCCACGUGCUUCGAGAGCAGCCAUGACAUUGGAGGUCUGUGGAAAUUCAAGGAGAAGCCAGAGCCUGGACGGGCCAACAUCUAUCAGUCAGUGGUUAUCAACAGUUCCAAAGAGGUGAUGUCCUUCAGUGACUUCCCGCCUCCCGCUGAGCUGCCCAACAACAUGCAUCACUCUGAGAUCAUGAUUUAUCUGCGUCUCUACGCUCAGGAAUUCAAUCUAAUGCAGCACAUACACCUGCAGACUGCUGUGGUCAGUGUGAGGCAGACACCAGAUUUUGCAGGGACCGGCCAGUGGGAGGUGGAGACCGAGAAGACAGAAGGUCAGAGGGAGACGCAUGUUUUCGAUGCAGUGAUAGUUUGCACCGGACAUUUCACCCAGCCUCACCUGCCGCUCAAGGACUUCCCAGGUAUUGAGAGCUUCCAAGGCCGAUAUUUCCACAGCUGGGAAUACCGCAGUACUGCGGGCCUGGAGGGGAAGAGAGUGGUGGUGAUUGGGAUGGGGAACUCUGGAGCUGAUAUUGCAGUUGACAUCAGCAGAGUUGCUGAGAGGGUGUACCUCAGCACCAGGAGUGGAGCGUGGGUUGUCAGCCGUGUCGCACUGAGGGGGCUCCCAAUUGACAUUUAUUUUUCUCGAUUGGACACUCUGAUACGAUCGCUGUUCCCCUCAUGGACCAAUAGGAUGCUGGAGAAGAAGCUGAACGAGCCGUUUGACCACAAAUUAUACGGCAUUCAACCAAAGCAUGGCUUUUUUGUGCAGAUUCCUGUAGUCAAUGACGACUUGCCAUCUCGGAUCCUCUCAGGUCGUGUUCAAGUGAAACCCAACGUGAAAGAGUUCUCUGGGUCCAGCGUGGUCUUUACUGAUGGGAGCAUCAUAGACAAGGUGGACUUCGUGGUGUUUGCUACAGGGUACAACUACGGCUUCCCCUUCCUGCCUGCAGCUCUGCAGGCUAAAUGUGGCUACAGGCUGCGUCUCUACAAGCAUGUUUUCCCUCCUGCGCUGACCAAACCCACGCUGGCAGUGGUGGGCUUCAUCCACGGCCUUGGGGCGAUCAACCCUCUGGCUGAGAUGCAGGCCCGCUGGGCUACGAGAGUCCUGAAAGGCUUAAUAACCCUCCCAAACGAGAAGACCAUGAUGUCGGAAAUUGAGAGAGACACAGCAGUGAUGCAUCAGAAAUAUGCAUGUUCAGAGCGCAACCCCCUGCAGGUGGACUACAUCCCCUACCUGGACUCUCUGGCCAAAGAGGUGGGGGCUCGACCAAACAUACCGUGGCUCAUCUUGAAGGAUCCCAAACUGGCGCUGGAGGUUUUCUGCGGUCCUGCCACUCCGUACCAGUACCGCCUGACUGGACCAGGCCGCUGGGCUGGAGCCCGUCAGGCGAUUCUCACUCAGUGGGAGCGAGUGUUUCAGCCUUUGAAGACCAGAGUGGUACCAGAACCAGAGACCAAGCCUUCUUCUACACUCCGCAUCAUUGUGAUUUUCUCAUGUGCUGCCUUAGUGAGCUGCUUCAUCUACAAUAAACACCACCAUUCCUCUUUCCUCACUCCUCCCACAUUCCUCAGAUCCCUCAGUCAGCUGUAAGAUGAAUGAUGCAGCUGUAGGCACAGAAUGCUUUUAGAAUGUCUAUUUUGAAUAAGAUAUGGAAAGGUUUUGAUAUAAAAAUGCAGUCUUUGUCCAAUUCUGUGCAUUGCUCUGAAUCUACUGAAUGCUUUCUUUCAAUGUAACUUUUUUUGGAAACUUGCUUGUUUUGCAUCAAGUCCACCCACUGAAAGCUCUGUACAAACCACUGUUUCAAAUUAUCAGCAGUUCAUUAAAGUAAAUUCUGCAAUAUUA
Stegastes partitus (bicolor damselfish) is the source of this 2482-nucleotide messenger RNA. RefSeq names its product dimethylaniline monooxygenase [N-oxide-forming] 5-like. NCBI's taxonomy places the organism in Eukaryota, Metazoa, Chordata, Actinopteri, Pomacentridae. The record is from RefSeq and is a predicted model, not a curated record. The transcript has 9 exons. Gene Ontology annotation, molecular function: NADP binding; flavin adenine dinucleotide binding; N,N-dimethylaniline monooxygenase activity. Bases 569 to 2230 code for a protein of 553 amino acids.